GAGGUGGAGGGCAGCGCUCCUCCUCCUCCUCCUCCUCUCGCUCCCCUCAUACAGUCCCGGUCCCGGACCUGAACGCACCGCAUCCCUGUUCCUCCCGCAGACCGAGAAGCAGCAGAAGUUCCCCGAUGACGUGGACUCUGUGUCUCCUGAUGAUGAGCCUUCACGGCGCGGCGGCAGUGACUCACUCUCUGAAGUACUUUGACACUGCGUCCUCUGGAGUCCCAAACUUCCCAGAGUUUGUGGCUGUUGGGCUGGUUGAUGAACUUCCAAUAAGUCACUAUGACAGUAAGACCAGGAGAGCAGAACCCAAACAGGACUGGAUGAGGAGAGUCACAGAACAGGAUCCUCAGUACUGGAAGAGAGAGACUGAGAAGUCUUUGGGCGCCCAGCAGGUCUACAAAGGCAACAUUGAAACAGCAAAACAGCGCUUCAAUGAAACUGGAGGUGUCCACAUUGUCCAGAGGAUGUACGGCUGUGAAUGGGACGAUGAGACUGGUGAGGUCAAAGGUUAUGAUCAGUAUGGUUUUGAUGGAGAAGACUUCCUGUCUUAUGACCAUGAGACAGAGUCCUACAUCGCUCCCAGACAACAGGCUGUCAUCACCCAACAGAGGUGGAAUAACGACAAAGCUCUGAUGGAAAACAGAAAGCACUACUACACUGAGGAGUGUCCUGAGUUCCUGAAGAAGUAUGUGAACUAUGGGAGGAGCUCUCUGAUGAGAACAGAGCUUCCCUCAGUGUCUCUCCUCCAGAAGACUCCCUCCUCUCCAGUCUGCUGCCACGCUACAGGCUUCUACCCGACCACAGCCACACUGUUCUGGAGGAAAGAUGGAGAGGAGCUGCACGAGGACGUGGACCCAGGAGAGAUCCUCCCCAACCACGACGGAUCCUUCCAGAUGAGCGUGGACCUGAAGCUCUCAUCAGUCCCAGCUGAAGACUGGAGGAGGUACGAGUGUGUGUUUCAGCUGUCUGGUGUGAAGGACAUCAUCGUCACCCCACUGGAAGAAGCUGUGAUCAGGACCAACAGAGAGAAGUCUUCUGACACCACCAUCAUCACCAUCAUCCUCAUCGUCCUCGCUGUGGGGGCUCUUCUGGCUGUCGCUGUGGGGGGAGUGGCUUACAAAAAGAGGACAGCCAAAUGCCCUCCGAGUCCUGACAACAGCUCCGAGCUCUCUGAGAAACUGAACCCUGAGACUCAGUGAGGACCUCGGUGACCUGCACACGGUUCAUGGAUCAAUAUUGCUCCGGAUCAAGAAGUGAUGUCACCACAUUCUCCUCCAUGAACUGUGAAUUUAUUGAUUAUUCAUCAUUCGCAUCGUAGAUCGAUUGAAUCGAGAGUUUGAAUCUAGUUGGAGAUGAUUAUUGAUUUUGAUACAAAAGAAAACAUGUUUUAAAAACUACGAGUGAAAACAUCAACGGUGAAGUUAUAUUAUUGGGAAGGUUUAAAAAUGUAAUUUAAUCUUUUGUGUUCAUCUCAAACAAAUUUAAUACUUCUGCUGUUGGGUUUCUGCUGUAAUCAAUAUUGGUAACACACACACACAGACACACACACGCACACGCACACACAGACACACACACACACAGACACACACACAGACACACACAGACACACACACAUAUACACACAGACACACACACACAUUCUUUUCCAGUUAUGUGAAUAGUUUGCUUGUAUAUUUUCUUAAUUUUUAGCACCAGGCCAAAGUCAAUAAUUUAUGUCUCUGAAUUAAUCAACAGUGUGUUGUUGUUGUUGAUGUUGGUGUUGGUGUUGGUGUUGGUGUUGGUGUUGGUGUUGGUGUUGGUGUUGUUGUUGUUGGUGUUGGUGUUGGUGUUGUUUUCAUAGAAUCUUUAGAAUUGUUCUUGAACAUAUUUCCUUUUAGUAUUUUGGGACAAAGUUUCUCUUUUCAAUAAAUGACCCAAUACUCCAAA
Cyclopterus lumpus (lumpfish) is the source of this 1926-nucleotide messenger RNA. Its product is annotated as H-2 class I histocompatibility antigen, Q9 alpha chain-like. Gene Ontology annotation, biological process: immune response. The transcript has 7 exons. The record is from RefSeq and is a predicted model, not a curated record. The coding region runs from base 126 to 1199 and encodes 357 amino acids. Gene Ontology annotation, cellular component: external side of plasma membrane. NCBI's taxonomy places the organism in Eukaryota, Metazoa, Chordata, Actinopteri, Perciformes, Cyclopteridae.